Molecule: messenger RNA, 1646 nt
Organism: Fulmarus glacialis (Northern fulmar)
Lineage: Eukaryota; Metazoa; Chordata; Aves; Procellariiformes; Procellariidae
Gene: PEX6
Product: peroxisomal biogenesis factor 6
Exons: 11
Biological process (GO): protein import into peroxisome matrix
Cellular component (GO): peroxisomal membrane; cytosol
Molecular function (GO): ATP hydrolysis activity; ATP binding
Source: RefSeq, a predicted model, not a curated record
GUUGAUUGCGUUAGUUUGUGCAGUGACACUAGUGGAGCCACAGAGGAGAAAGUACAGCUGGCCUUCGCCCAGGCCCAGCAGUACCAUCCGUGUGUGCUUCUGCUGAAAGAUAUCGAGGUGCUUGGCAGAGACCGGGACAGGCUAGCAGAGGACGCCAGGGUCAUCGCUACUCUGAGACAGCUGCUCCUGGACAGAGACCCAGCACUGAGCCACCCUGUCCUGGUGAUUGGCACAACCUGCAAGCCCCAGGAUGUUCCUACAGAUGUGCAGACCGCUUUCCUUCACGAGGUGAAAAUCGAAGCCCCUUCAGAAGAGCAGAGGAGGUCGAUGCUGAGCAUGCUGACUGCCAGUCUGCCUCUGGGCAAAGAAGUGAGCCUAUCCAAGCUGGCCCGCAGGACUGCGGGUUUUGUGCUGGGAGAUUUCUGUGCCUUGUUGUCCCACAGCAGCCGGGCUGCUUGCACCCGCAUCCAGGCCUUGAGUUUUCCAGGUGGACUGACCGAGGAAGUGGAGAGAGAUUUUUGCACUGCUGGGUUUCCAGUGCUUGAGGAGGAUUUUAGUGUUGCGCUGGACCAGCUGCAUGAUGCCCAUUCACAGGCAGUGGGAGCCCCGAAGAUCCCCUCCGUGUCCUGGCAGGAUGUUGGUGGGCUCCAGGAGGUGAAGAAGGAGAUCCUGGACACUAUCCAGUUGCCCCUGGAGCACCCAGAGCUGCUGUCACUGGGUCUGUGCCGCUCUGGUCUGCUGCUGUACGGGCCUCCAGGGACAGGGAAGACCUUGCUGGCAAAAGCUGUGGCGACCACAUGCGCCAUGACGUUCCUUAGCGUGAAAGGGCCAGAGCUCAUCAACAUGUACGUUGGGCAAAGCGAGGAGAACGUGCGUAAUGUGUUUGCCAGAGCCAGGGCAGCUGCUCCCUGCAUUAUCUUCUUUGAUGAACUGGAUUCCUUAGCCCCCAGCCGUGGGCGGAGUGGAGAUUCAGGGGGUGUCAUGGACAGAGUUGUCUCACAGCUCCUGGCUGAGCUUGAUGGCCUUCAUUCCACCAGAGAGGUAUUUGUCAUCGGAGCUACGAACAGGCCUGACCUCCUGGACCCAGCUCUGCUCCGGCCAGGCAGGUUUGACAAGCUGGUCUAUGUGGGCAUAAACGAAGACCGGGAGUCGCAGCUGCAGGUGCUGAGCACCGUCACCAGGAAGUUUAAACUGGAUCCUUCCGUGAAUCUCACCACCAUCCUAGAAAAAUGCCCAGCUCAGCUGACAGGAGCAGACAUCUAUGCCCUGUGCUCAGAUGCCAUGAUGUGUGCUGUCAAACGCAAGGUGGAAUGGAUCGAGGAAGGGCUGGAUACCGAGAGCUCUGCUCUGAUCCUGACCAUGGAAGACUUCCUGCAGGCUGCUGCAAGGUUGCAGCCGUCAGUCUCUGAGCAGGAGCUGCUCAGGUACAGACUCAUCCAGCAGAAGUUUGCUGCCUGCUAAUGCUCAGCAGAGCUGAGACUGGAGGAGUGAUGAGGACAGUGUGUUAAGGGGUGCAAGAGAACAGCCACAAACAGGCACCCACCUGCUCUUUUCUGAUGACUCCUGGGCGCCCUUCUUUUGAGCUUGGGUGGAAAAAGUGGCUGUGCAGUUUCUUGAGCCAAAGCCUGGUGGAAGCGCUGCUCUGC